CCUUUGUAAAUGAGAGAAAGUCGGAGUUCUGCCAAACUAUGACGUUCAUGGAGUAUCUGUUACGGAAAUGUUUUCACAACAUGAAACCCCAAGCAGGGGAAUGCCUGCAUUAUAAGAAACUCGCACAUUCGGAGUAAAACCAUCAACGCACACAACACACUGUCGAGUGAACAUCUAAGUAAAGGUACGGAGAAGAGAGAAUAUAGAAGGUGCAAGACUUCCAGCAGAAAUAUCUUCAAUCCUAUUUGACUACAAACGAGUAUGACGAAAGACAUCGUGAUUGUUGGUGAUGGAAUGAGCGGGAAAACGUCGGCUAUAAAAGUCUACCUUGGUAAACAAUUUCCAAGCAAAUACAUGCCUACUAUCUGCGAAAGUCAUACGAAGAAAGUUCGACUUAAUGGGAGACCUAUAUCUUUGCAACUUUGGGACACCGCUGUACAAGAGGAUAUCGAAGUAUUUCGACCAAUGUUGUAUCGAAAAGCAUCGGUGUUUAUUGUUAUGUACUCAAUUGACCGACCAGAAUCCCUGGAAAACGUUUACGAGAAAUGGACACCAGAAUUAAGAAAUUAUUGCCCUAACGUCCCAAUUAUAUUGGUUGGAAACAAAAUGGAUCGUCGACAGCUGUCGUCAGCUCAUGGCCAGCGGUGGUCAAAAAACGACGAAGUGCCAGUGAGUUCGUCAACAGGACGCGAGAUUGCAAGGAAAAUAAAUGCAUUCGCGUACAAAGAAUGUUCAGCUUUAUCUGGGAAGGCGUCAAAGAGAUAUUUCAAGUAGCCUUGCAAGCAACGCAAGAAAGGAAAGGACAGGAUCCUUGGAAGCGAUUGAAGGACGCCAUGAUUCCUAAAGCAUGCAACAAAGCAAAUAAAAGUCUCGCGUGC
Messenger RNA from Xenia sp. Carnegie-2017, 878 nucleotides. Its product is annotated as rho-related GTP-binding protein RhoC-like. Lineage: Eukaryota; Metazoa; Cnidaria; Anthozoa; Malacalcyonacea; Xeniidae. Gene Ontology annotation, molecular function: GTP binding; GTPase activity. Gene Ontology annotation, biological process: small GTPase-mediated signal transduction. The record is from RefSeq and is a predicted model, not a curated record. The transcript is spliced from 2 exons. The coding region runs from base 262 to 774 and encodes 170 amino acids.